AUGCCUCAAAACGAAGCUGCGUGGAUUCAGACUGCCUCAACGGCUUUCGUGGUGGACUCUGCGCCGGUGCCAAAGCCCGGUCCCAGGGAGAUAGUGAUCAAGAACCACGCGGUGGCCAUUAACCCCGUUGACUGGAAGAUCCAAUAUUACCAAGGGGGCUAUCUAAAGAACUACCCCUUCAUCCUCGGAACCGACGCCGCAGGAACAGUCGAAGAAGUCGGUGAAGAAGUGACAAAGUUCAAGAAAGGCCAGCGGGUUAUUGCACACCUGGUGGGAUUGAAGACAUUCGAGCCAGCCAACAAUGCAUUCCAGCUGUAUCCGGUAUCCGAUGAGAGACUCACGGCUGUCAUUCCGGAUUCUCUGAGCUUCGAGCAAGCAGCGGUCCUGCCGAUAUCUAUCUCCACAGCGGCCACUGGGCUGUAUUCUCCAGAUAACCUGAACCUUCCCCUGCCAUCGGAGAAUCCUAAGCCCACCGGGAAAACCCUCUUGCUUUGGGGAGGAGCCUCGUCCGUCGGAACCAUCGUCAUCCAGCUGGCUGUUGCUUCAGGGCUGAAAGUAGUCGCCACUGCUUCUCCGGCUAACCACCAGUUUCUCAAGGAUUUGGGUGCCAGCGCCGUGUUUGACUAUAAGUCUCCCUCUGUCGUGGAGGACAUAGUCAAGGAGCUUCAGGGCAGUGAGAUCGCUGGGAUCUAUGAUGCCAUCACAACAGACCAGAGUCUUGAGCCUGUUGCAGCCAUUGCGAGGCUGAUAGGCAGUCACGAUAUAGCGACGGUGAAUUACCGAGAGAGUUCGCCUGAGGGAGUCAAUUUCAAGAUGGUCAUCUGUUAUGCACUGGCCUUCUCUCCCCACGAGAAGAUCGGCGAAGCCGUCUGGGGCGAGUUCGUGCCAAAGGCUCUUGCCAGUGGACAGUUGCAGGCCAAACUUGAUCCGUUUGUUGUUGGUCAUGGAUUGAGUGAGAUCCAACGUGCAGUAGAUCUCCAGAAGGCUGGAAUAUCUGCUAAGAAGGUUGUUGUCACCCUCGCUUGA
Molecule: messenger RNA, 1026 nt
Organism: Aspergillus affinis
Lineage: Eukaryota; Fungi; Ascomycota; Eurotiomycetes; Eurotiales; Aspergillaceae
Product: zinc-binding alcohol dehydrogenase family protein
Exons: 5
Coding region: 1-1026 (341 amino acids)
Molecular function (GO): oxidoreductase activity, acting on NAD(P)H
Source: RefSeq, a predicted model, not a curated record